Penaeus monodon (black tiger shrimp) is the source of this 1120-nucleotide messenger RNA. RefSeq names its product transcription initiation factor TFIID subunit 11-like (gene Taf11). Gene Ontology annotation, biological process: transcription initiation at RNA polymerase II promoter; RNA polymerase II preinitiation complex assembly. The record is from RefSeq and is a predicted model, not a curated record. Gene Ontology annotation, cellular component: transcription factor TFIID complex; nucleus. Gene Ontology annotation, molecular function: protein heterodimerization activity; transcription coactivator activity. Lineage: Eukaryota; Metazoa; Arthropoda; Malacostraca; Decapoda; Penaeidae.
UAUAGUUCGUCUCCCUUGGACCCCAUCACUCAAGUAAACAAAUAGCUUGUUCGUUGAAGCCUCGGAGAGUGGUCUUGCAGAAAUUUUCAAAGGUUUCCAAAAAAGGAUAUUUUGGCUGCAACAAUGGAUGUGACAGACACAGAAGAAUUUUCAGAUGCAGAUAGUGCUACCGGAGAUGCAAGGAAUCGAUCUCUUAGUAUGUCUGAAAGUCAUUGUUCUGACUUUUCUGAUGCUGAUAACACUGAUUCCCGAGAUGUGAGUGAUUCUCAAUCCACACCUCUUGGCAGUGAUCCCCUUGCACAGCUUCUUGCAACUCCAGAGCAAGCAGUACGAGAAUGGACACCAGGACGAGACACAGAUGUUGACGUUGGGGAAAGUGCUGAUAUUCUCCUCCCAAAGCCAGCAACUCCACAACCCAGUAAUAACAGAUUAGAACGGGUGUUAGUCUCCAACUUUACUGAAGAUCAGCUCGACCGAUAUGAAAUGUUUAGAAGAUCAGCUUUCCCUAAGGCAGCAAUAAAAAGGGUUAUGCAGACUAUCACUGGCUGUUCUGUGUCACAGAAUGUAGUUAUUGCCAUGUCUGGUAUUGCAAAGGUCUUCGUUGGAGAGGUUUUAGAAGAUGCUUUAGAUGUUAUGGAAAUUGAAGGAGAAUCUGGCCCAGUACAACCCAAGCACCUACGAGAAGCUGUGCGUCGGAUAAGACGUCGCCCGGGGCAGCACAUUCCAACCAUGAAACAACAAAGGCCACUGUUCAGAAUAUGAGUCAGAAAGACAUAUUGUUAUGUGAAGGACACAAAGAGAAAUAUACCAGAAAAGGCCCUGUACAGUUUUGAGCUGAAUGGUCUGUUUCUGGAAUAAUUAAAGAAAAUGAAAGUUCAACUCAGUCAUUGAUCUUGAAGUAACAAUUAAGCCUAUUAGGGAAUAUUCAUUAGUAGUUCUUAAUGUUAUGGUGGUUUAUGGGUAACAUGAAAGAUGAUAAUGAAAUAUAGAUUAAUUUUUGAAUUAUAGAGAACCUUAUUUCAAUUUCAGUAUAUAUGACUGAAAACAAGAAUGAUGUAUAUGAAAUAAAUGUGUACAAAUAUUUAAACUUUUUUCAUAAUGAAAUAGAGGUACUACCAAA